Petromyzon marinus (sea lamprey) is the source of this 4425-nucleotide messenger RNA. RefSeq names its product DNA polymerase delta 3, accessory subunit (gene POLD3). The record is from RefSeq and is a predicted model, not a curated record. Gene Ontology annotation, biological process: nucleotide-excision repair, DNA gap filling; DNA strand elongation involved in DNA replication; DNA replication. Gene Ontology annotation, cellular component: delta DNA polymerase complex; nucleus. Lineage: Eukaryota; Metazoa; Chordata; Hyperoartia; Petromyzontiformes; Petromyzontidae. Gene Ontology annotation, molecular function: DNA-directed DNA polymerase activity.
AUGUACAGGGGUGGUCCAGAUGUCUUGUGGCCUCCCCCAUUACAUUUUUCUAAAACUUAAUAUUUUUUCGGAAGUUUUAUAUAUAUAAACGCAUAUGCAAAGGAAAUGCUUAAGGGCCCAAUUCAUUGGGGGGGCGGGUCACAAGACAUAUGAACCACCCUGUACUAUGCAUUAACCACGAUCGCAUUGUGCAAUUGAAUUUAACAAACGCAUGGAUCAUGUGUUGUAUGGAAUACAAUAAAUGGGUCCGCACGCCCUCCCUGUAUAAACUGUGAAUAACAAAGAGGCCGACGCGUGCGGGCUUCCGUAACUUAGCCGAACGCGUUUGCUAAAUAAAAAAAAUCGACUGCGAUUUGGAGCGCGAAAGCUUAAAUUUUAACUCUUAAAGGUAAACAAUGCCGCCAGCUACGGGGGUCGAUGAAAUGUACAUCGACAACAUCGACGAGUUCAUUGACGACGAGAGCAGAAUCGUCACGUACAAAUGGCUGAGCUACACUCUGCAGGUGCAUGUGAACACAGCAAAAAAAAUGCUGUGGGAGUUUGUGCGGCGCGCGAGAGAGGAGAAGCCCAAGGUUGCCCUGCACGUCACGUACCUUGUGUCGGGCGUCUCCACGCUGGACGGGCUGCCUUGUCACAAAGUAUCUGUGGUGAGAGAAGAAGAGCUGGAAAGCGCCAAGGCCCAGCUCUCCCUGCUCGCGAGCGUGCACGUGUACAGCGUGCAGCGAGCCCGCCUGCUCGACAGCGGCAUGCUCUACAUGGCCGACUAUGACAUCAUCCGCGACAACCUGCACCAGUCCAGCAGGUUUAGCAGCAUUCAAUACUCGCGGGGUGUCGCACGGAGCACGGAGGAGAUGCAGGCCCUGCGAUCUCAGGCGACCUCCGCCCAGGAGCCGUCUGACCCUCUCGACGGCCCCCUAGCUGCCCCGGCCGCACCCCCUGCUGCCACCAACGGUCAAUGCGCCCCUAAAGCCACCCCACGUGCUGCUCCACCCAAGGGCAUCAUGGGAAUGUUUGCUGGGAAGGGGGGUGGCAGCAAGGAAGGCAAAGUCAAGAAGGAAUCUCCUGCCCCAGAGCCAGUCAAGGAGAAGCCUGCAGCAGCCUCUGUUAAAGCUCCGGUGAAGGUCAGCAUAUUUGCGUCGGCAGCGAAAGCUAAACCCAAGGAAGAAAUCAAGACUGAGGUUAAGGCAUCUGUUUCAACGGAGGAGGAAAAACAGGCGAAAGUUGAUGACACACGUGGAAACAGCAGUGGGAGAGUCAAACGGCCAAAGGUGUCGGACAGCGAAGAUGAGGAAGAAGAAAAGGUGGUGGCGGCCGUGGAGUCGAAGCAUGCUGGCAAGAAGGGAGCGGGGAAUGCUGGGAAGAGGGCGGCUGCACGUGACGGCAAGAAGAGGGGUGCGUCGCCAGAGGCCAAAAAGCGCAAGAGAAUCCGACAGCCUGUGUCAGACAGCAGCAGCAGCGAUGACGACGACGACGACGACGAUAAUGAUGAAGAGCAGGAAGCCCCUUCCCCGCCAACCAUUGGAACUCCGCCUUUGCCUGAAGUGACUGAGCAUCAACAAGACAACAUCGGUUCAGAAAAAACAGAGCAGGAGGCCAACAAGUCUGGUGCGCGAAGGAAACGGCGUCGUGUUCUCAAAUCCAAGACCUUCUUGGAUGAGGAGGGAUCGAUGGUGACUGAGAAAGAUUGGGUGAGUGAGUCAUGUACAGACAGUGAGGGUGAAUUCCAACCAGCUACCAAGAAAGCACCAACAGUACCGCUUCCUCAGAAGGCCGCUCAGAAGAUGGAAGGCGGGAAGGGGAAAGACAAAAAGCCUUCUCAACAGAGCAAACUCGGAAAGCAAACAUCCAUCAUGGGCUUCUUCCAGAAGAAGUAACGUGCAGUGGAAUGGAUACUUCAUGCGAAUAGCGCUCGAAAUGGUGAGCGUGCGAGGCUGGGUGAGGCUGGGUGAUGUGCGGUGAGUGACUGAGGCUGGUUGAGGCUUUGUGAGGCUGUGUGAGUGACUGAGUGCCUGUUGAAGAAGCUGUGUGUGGUUGAGUGAGGCUGUGUGUGGCCGUGUGUUAGGCUGUAUAUGGCUGUGUGAGUGACUGAGUGCCUGUGAAGAAGCUGUGUGUGGUUGGGUGAGGCUGUGUGUGGCCAUGUGUUAGGCUGUGUAAGACUGGGUGAGGCUGGGUGAUGUGCGGUGAGUGACUGAGGUUGGGUGAGGCCGUGUGUGAGACUGUGUGAGGCUGGGUGAAGUUGGGUGAGUGACUGAGAGAGGCUGGAUGAGAUCGUGUGUGCCAGAUGAGGCGAGGUGAAGUCCGCGUGUGAGUCCAGGUGAGACGAUGUGAUGGUGUUUAUGAGGCUGUGUAAGACUGGGCGGGACAGUGUGAGGGAGACUGCCACGUACUGUUCAUUUUUAAGACUUGGUAAUGCAUAUGUCAUCGGCUGUGCUGCCAUUCACAUUAUCUUGUUUGUGUGUAAAUAAAAAGGAAGUGAUGAUGGCAACUGACGUGCAACGGUUUAUCGUACUUGAUCUUGAUGGAUUGUGGGUGAAAACAUCAAAUAAGCUUCUUCGUCCACGCGUUUGUCCCACUCGCAUGGGGUGUUCCGCUCUCCUUGCCAACUUUCUCCACGCUGCCCUGUCCUGCGCAAUCUCUGCUCCUCGGGCCACCAUGUCCGAUCGAAUAAGCAGCUGCAUCUCAUUAUAUCUGUUUUUGCAAUUGUUGAUGUUGGAUUAAUUCUACUGUUGUGAUGCACAUAAGCAUUUAUUUGGAGUUAACUAAACAUCGUACAGUUGUGUGGUUUUGCCGUGCAAAAAACUCCCAUCACGCACCGCAGUGUGGGAUUGAUUUAUAAUUAUUGUAUUCACAUGAGAGCAAGCAAUGCCGUGCCUAAUGUAACUCGCUUUGAAACUGUUGGAUUUGUGAUUCGCCAGGCCAGGACAACUUGUGGUGGGCUUUGGGGCACACUGAAUCCCCACUGGUUACAAAAUGAAUGUGUGAGAAGCUCCCGAAAGGAGUUCACAAGAUACCACCAUUCACUGUCUUUCCCUCUGUGAUUCAGCUUCCUUGACCUCAUUCAUCAUCAGCCAUGAUCAGUCCACUGCUGUCACCACCCUGCACAAUCCAGCGAUGCAGCAAUCCGUCUAGCACCAGCUCAAGUGUUGAUUCUUACCGCUGGUUUCAUCGCUCUAUCUCUCCCCCGGAUGUCCGAUUUGGACUCCUUAAUCACCACAUUUUUAAAAUACUCUUCACUCGCUGGCCCCUCCAAACACUAAAACUCUUUGAUGAAUCAUCUAAUCCACUCCCAAGAUCAACAGAGUUAAGAUUAAGGAUAAGGGAUUGGCAUUUGGUGAGUGCUUCAAUGCCUUGGUAUCUCAAUGCGAUUGGAAGCAAUAUAAUAUCAUGGCACAGGGUAUACCUCUGAAUGGGAGGGGUGGUGGAUGGAAUGUGGAGGGUAUAAAACAAAGAUAAGAUUACACCCACCUCCUUAAUCUUGAUAUUUUUUUUACAAACCUUAAAAGAGCCUCGAUACACAUUACGCAGCCUGCAGCAACGUGCCACAGCCAUGUGGAGAACAGUUAGUCCAACACGUUUGUAAGUGCCAACGGUCUGGCGCUCUGAUGUGUUUUUGGGUUGUAUUGCACAGUGUCCGACUUGCCCGACGUUUCGUUCCAAGUGCUAAGAGUUCAGUCGCCGAGCUAAACAGCGAAAACCUCUUGUCGUGUUACCGGGUUGAUUCCUACAGCAUUCUGAUCAUUUCUGUGUGUAUAAUCCACAUGUCUUCCUAUGGAUGAUGAUCAAGACACCAGUGUAGAAGAAAUGUUGCUUUGAAGGUUUGGGCCAUUUCAUUUUACAAAGCACAAUACCCUAAGGAAAUGCAUUGCAUAUGUGAAGUAGGUGCGUGUUAGAUGGUAGAUUGAGUCUGUAACUGAGGUUACUUAGCACACCACAAUUCUAAGCAGGACCCUGCUAAAUAAGUCUUGAGCUUCGGUGAAGCCAGAACUAAAGUUACAUUUGUAUUUUAUUUAGUACUUCCUCUCCUUGAAGUCAAGAGAGUGACGUACACCACGUUGUACGCUUUGAAACUCAAAUGUCAUGAAUGAUGGUUUGAGGGCCCUGUGGUUGGGCAUCAUUAUAAAGAGAACACUGAAUAUUGGUGACACGCUAACAGAAAAACACACCUGUGAUGUCUUUGCUGUUUUGCUGCACCGUGUGGUUAAAACACGAGUGGUCAAAAAUGUCGCAAGAUCGAGUAAACGCUGUGGCUGGUCGUAGAUUAAAAUAGUUGAUCUUAAGCAGUGAGCCUUUCAAGCAAGCGAGUAACAGAGAAAUAUUGUGUUUACUCGGGAGGCUGGUCGUUGCAGCCAAUUUCGAUGCUAGGCUGCGAUCCGUCAUAGUCGCGUGUGUUUUCGUUACUGAUAAUAAACGCCUCCGUUUACUAAA